CAUUCUUAAGAAUAUUGCUCCCAAGAGCUUCAUCUCCUCUUUCAAACUCAGCUCUUAAUCUCUCUCUUAAACUCCAAUCUUACCUCGCUAAUCACUCUCUCGGCGGGCCACUCCGAAUCGUGGGGCCCACAUCCACUUAUCCACCACAGUCGAAAAUGCCACGGCCACUAAAGUUGGAGGAGAUAUUGAGAUCUCACCGGAAAAGUCGCCGGCGACGGAGCUCCCAGCGAGUCUCCGGCGAGAGUUGAUGCCAGGACACGUGGCGCUGAUAUUGGAUGGGAAUAGAAGAUGGGCUGAGGUAAGAGGACUUGGAUCUGAUGCAGGGCAUGAUGCUGGGCUUAAGACUUUGCUACAAGUAAUGGGCCUCUGUGCUAAAUGGGGUAUCAAAGUUGCCACUUUUUUCUUGUUUUCGUCUGAAAAUUGGCGUCGACCCAAAGUUAGUGCUUUUCUCUUUUUAUUACCCUUUUUCGCAGAAAUCGAGUUUGUGAUGUGGCGGUUCCAUAAGAUGUUGGUGGAUGAACUCGAGAAUAUCAUUAGCUUAUCACAUAAGAUUUUGAUGUUUAAAGAUCAACAGGCAAGGAAUAAGAAUCUCCACAAUUGGAGACACGUCUUUGCUCCCUGUCUCCUUACAGGAGUGAUAGAACACACAAAAGAAGCGACGAAAGACAACACCAAAACACAUGUAAUUUUUGCUGUUAGUUACAGUGGGAAGAACGACAUCGUGCAAGCAUGCCAAAACAUCAGUAAAAAAGUUAGAGAAGGGCUGAUCGAGCCCAAUGAUGUGUCUGAAACUCUUAUCGAGCAGGAGCUAGAGACUAAGAUAACGAGUACUCCUUGCCCUGAUUUACUCAUUCGAACAAGUGGUGAGCUUCGGGUCAGUAACUUCUUGCUCUGGCAACUUGCCUAUUCUGAACUCUACUUUACUAAAACACUGUGGCCUGAAUUCGGAGAAUCAGAGUUUAUAACAGCAUUAGAGUCUUAUCAGACAAGAGGGAGACGGUUUGGAGGGCGAUUAUGAAGCAUUGAUGUAUGUUGUACCUUUAACCUUCAGUUUUUUUUUUUUUUUUUUUUUUUUUUUUUUUUUUUUUUUUUUUUUUUCCGGAUAACUUUAACCUUCAGUUUAGUUAGCCAAAAUGUUUGAUGAGGAUAUGUUAUUUUUAUGUAUUUGUUGAGUUUUGAACUUUUUGGCAUUCAGAAUGUAGUUUUUAGUGUGCAUGAAAGUUUUGAACUGUUGUUUAAUUAAGAGGAGAAACCAUUUUACAGCAGGGAACCUGUGAGUUUAUUGGAUCUGGUGACAUGCAUUUUAGCUCAUUGAAUUCGAAGAAUUUUUUAUUUUUUUUCUCUUCUCUAAAUCAAGCAUCUAACGAUUAACAAAAAUAAAAUGCUUUAUGCAAUCGAAGGGAUGAAUCAGAAGAAGUAGGAACAAAAGGGGAAAAAAACUCAUCAUAAGAAAAGAGUCACUUUUGCUACUUGGAAAAUGAAUCAUCAUACAAAGUGUACAACAUUCAAUCUCUUCUCUCUAUUCGAGUUUGAAAAAUAUUUUUGAAAAGGAAAUAUACAUCCAUCUAUUAGAGUGGAUUCAAGAGUCUACUCUCACGUUUUCUCUUCAAAGUAUCUUUAUAUUUCUCCAACUUUAUAUAAAAUGUCUAUAAUAAUUGAUCUUACAGAGAAUAAACUAUGCAUUCAAUUCACACUUACUAGACAAAUAAGACAAUAAUCAACACCACCUUUGUUACCUUUCCUAAAUUUUACAACUUGGCUUACUAGAAGACCACUUAAAACUAGCUUCCUCCUCCCUUUUACAAAGAUAAUUCAACUUGUCAACUUCCUCAUAUUUAACAUAGUAACAAAUUAACAAUAAUCUAAGAAAUUUCAUGAGUCCUUAUCCUAGAUAAUAAUAAAUAAGAUGGAGGGUCAAUUUAUUCUGUUAAACAACUAACAAAGUAACAAGUAGCCCAUGAUAUAAGUUACACCUUAACCUAAGGUUGAAAAAAAAAGGUUCAACUCUUGAGUCCCUUCAAAGAGCAAAAAAAAGUUAGAAAUAAAAGCUUUUUAUCCACCUUGCAAUUUGGGUUCCACACCUUACUACCUUCCAAAGCAAUACGUCCACUCUCCUAAAUAUACCAAUACCAUAAUCUUAAAAAGCUCAAAAAUGAAAAAUGAAAAAUAAAAAUAAAGCAAAGUCACAUUACAUGUUUCAUAUAAAUAUUCAUAACAUAUACAUCCCAUAACAUAAUUCCCCACCCCAGCAAGAUCUAUUGUAUAGUGCUACUUUCCUAUUAUUCCUACCAAGAGAAGCAAAUCAACUUAUACACUAUGUCCUCCUCGACCUGCAUAUCAAGCAAUCCUAUGUCCAAACCCAAAACCAAUUCCCGGUUUUCGAAACCGAUGGAUUCUAAUGGUGGUGUAACGGUGGUUGAUAGCAAAUCAUGCAGGCAGUUGUACUUGAGAACCGCCUACACGUUUUCGAGGCCGGAUGAGAAAAAAGAGAGUUAUGGGAAUAUUGAGAAGGCUAAGAAGUGCUUAAGCAGGGUUAAAGACAGAGUUACUCUGGUUUAUAAAAGAGAUUAUAAUGACAAAAGUUACAAGGUUAUGAUUAGAAAUAAUAAGGGUAGUAGUAUGGUGAUAUAUAGAAAGGUAAAGGAAUUUUCUUAUGCUUCUUUCUUGCCUAUGAUCCGUAGGAUGCUUUCUUGUACUGCAAAAGUUGAUGUUUCUGAGCAUUAAUAGCUUUCUUUUCCUAAUCAUACAUAGUUGUAUACCUUAAUAAAAAUCAUCUUUGAUGAAUACGAAUAUGAUGAUAUAUACAUACUCUUGUUAUA
Chenopodium quinoa (quinoa) is the source of this 2819-nucleotide messenger RNA. RefSeq names its product dehydrodolichyl diphosphate synthase 2-like. NCBI's taxonomy places the organism in Eukaryota, Viridiplantae, Streptophyta, Magnoliopsida, Caryophyllales, Amaranthaceae. The coding region runs from base 248 to 1018 and encodes 256 amino acids. Gene Ontology annotation, cellular component: chloroplast stroma. The transcript has 3 exons. The record is from RefSeq and is a predicted model, not a curated record. Gene Ontology annotation, biological process: polyprenol biosynthetic process; plastid membrane organization; response to cold.